This is a messenger RNA of Tupaia belangeri chinensis (Chinese tree shrew), 6661 nucleotides long. It is a transcript of the gene CEP85L, whose product is annotated as centrosomal protein 85L. NCBI's taxonomy places the organism in Eukaryota, Metazoa, Chordata, Mammalia, Scandentia, Tupaiidae. Gene Ontology annotation, cellular component: centrosome. The transcript is spliced from 13 exons. Bases 1 to 2400 code for a protein of 799 amino acids. The record is from RefSeq and is a predicted model, not a curated record.
AUGACCAUUAAUGAAGCUAACAGGGCAGAACUUGCUCUGGGUGAGCCGGUUGGCCCAGACUAUUCAUCAGCAUGGUUACCUGGUAAUGAAUCACUGUGUCAGGCCACAACUGUUCCAUCUAACCAUCGAAACAACCAUAUCAGGAGACAUAGUAUAGCUUCUGACAGUGGAGACACUGGCAUUGGAACUUCCUGUUCUGACAGUGUUGAAGAUCAUUCAACUUCAAGUGGCACAUUAUCUUUUAAGCCUAGCCGGUCAUUGGUUACUCUUCCUACUGCACAUGUGAUGCCGUCUAACUCUAGUGCUUCAAUUUCCAAACAUAGGGAAUCAUUGACACCCGAUGGCUCAAAGUGGAGUACAGGCCUCAUGCGAACAUUGGGACACCAUGGUAGGGGGGAGCAGGAUUCUUCACUAGAUAUGAAGGAUGUCCGGCCCCUUCGGAAAUGGUCAUCUUUAUCCAAACUCACUACCCCAGAUAACUGCGUCCAAGAUGGUACUGUACACCCUGAAGAGUCCAGGAAUGAUCUGGAAAAGACAGGAAGGGGCAAGGCUUUAACAUCACAGCUGAGGACAAUUGGGCCCACCUGCUUACAUGAUAGUAUGGAAAUGCUUAAGCUAGAAGACAAAGAAAUAAAUAAAAAACGAUCAUCAACUCUGGACUGCAAGUAUAAAUUUGAGAGCUGUAGCAAAGAGGAUUUUAGAGCCUCUUCCUCUGCUCUCAGGAGACAGACCUUAGACAUGACAUACAGUGCCUUACCCGAGAGCAAGUCCAUUAUGACAGGCUCAGAGGCUUUUGAACCUCCAAAGUAUUUAAUGCUUGGUCAGCAGGCAGUAGGUGGAAUUCCCAUUCAGCCUUCUGUGAGGACUCAGAUGUGGCUUACAGAGCAGCUGCGGACAAACCCUUUGGAAGGUAGAACUACAGAGGACUCUUACAGCUUAGCUCCUUGGCAGCAGCAACAAAUGGAAGAGUUUCGGCAAGGAAGUGAAACACCAAUGCAGGUUUUGACUGGAUCAUCUCGUCAGGGUUACUCACCUUCUGGCUAUCAGGAUUUCAGUAAGUGGGAAUCAGUGCUGAAGAUAAAAGAAGGACUUCUACGGCAGAAGGAAAUUGUAAUUGAUCGACAGAAGCAGCAAAUUACCCACCUACAUGAGAGGAUAAGGGACAAUGAAUUACGGGCUCAACAUGCCAUGUUAGGACAUUAUGUUAAUUGUGAGGAUUCUUAUGUGGCUAGUUUACAGCAACAAUAUGAGAACACUUCUCUCCAGACUCCAUUCUCAGAGCAGUCAGUGUCUCAUUCCCAACAAGAGGAACUGGAACAAAAGCUUGCAUCUACUGAGAAAGAGGUUUUACAGCUCAAUGAGUGUCUCAGACAAAAAUUAAGUCAAUUUAGUGAGGAGAAGAAGAAACUAGAGGAAAAGCUUAAAACCAGAGAUAGAUACAUCAGUAGCCUAAAAAAGAAAUGCCAGAAGGAAUCUGAACAGAACAAGGAAAAGCAGAGAAGAAUUGAGACAUUGGAAAAGUAUCUGGCUGAUCUUCCCACACUAGAUGAUGUACAGUGUCAGAGCCUACAGCUGCAGGUUCUAGAAGAAAAAAAUAAAAAUUUUCAAGAGACUUUGACAGAUACAGAAAAAAAGCUUGAAGAGAUUAAAAAGCAGUGUCAAGAUAAAGAGGCACAGUUAAUAUGCCAGAAAAAGAAAGAAAAAGAGUUAGUAACUACUGUUCAGAGUUUGCAACAAAAAGUAGAAAGAUGCCUUGAAGAUGGAAUCCGCCUUCCCAUGUUAGAUGCAAAACAGCUUCAGAAUGAAAAUGAUAAUCUCAGGGAACAAAAUGAGACUGCUCGCAAGAUAAUAGACAGCCAACAAAAAGAGAUGGACAGAAUGAUUUUAGAAAUUCAGUCUGUGCAAGGGAAACUUUCUAAAGAGAAAUUGACCACUCAAAAAAUGAUGGAAGAACUAGAAAAGAAAGAAAGAAACCUACAGAGAUUAACAAAAGCAUUGCUUGAAAACCAAAGACAAACAGAGGAAGCAUGCUCGCUAUUGGAUCAUGGCCAGGAAGCUGACCAAUCUAGGCAGCAGACAGUUCUUUCCAAACGGCCACUGCUUGAUUUAACUGUGAUUGAUCAGCUGUUCAAGGAAAUGUCUUAUUGUUUGUUUGACUUGAAAGCGUUGUGUAGUAUUCUUAAUCAGCGUGCUCAGGGCAAGGAGCCUAACCUGUCACUGUUACUGGGAAUCAGAUCCAUGAACUGUUCAGCUGAAGAGACCGAGAAUGACCACAGCCCAGAAACACUCACUAAAAAACUGUCAGAUGUGUGCCAGUUGCGAAGGGACAUUGAUGAAUUAAGGACUACAAUAUCAGACCGCUAUGCUCAGGACAUGGGAGACAACUGCGUUACCCAGUAAUCAAGUGCUGGUCCCACAGCAAUAAUGACCCAUUGUUCAAUUCUGCUGUGUUACUCUUCUUCGUAUUUCUUUUUAGGAGCCAAAUGGAAAGUUGCUAGUGACAUAGGACUUUCACAUAGGUGUCCUGCCCAACUCCCUACCCCCUACUUUGUGGGUUUGUUUUAUUGAGGGGGAAAGAGGUUGUGAGCUGGUUUGAAGGGGCUUAGCUAAUCAGGCAAAAAAUCUAAGUAUCAUUUGAAAAUUGUGAUGAAGUCUAUGAGGAAAAAAAAAAGUAUUCUCAAACUACUGAUUGUAGGACCAAGCUGUGACAAGUGCCCUUCAGACAAAGGGAUAGGAUUUCUUGUAAUCUUACAGUUUUGUUUGUGCAUGCAUGUUUGUGUGUUAUGUGUGUGUGCUUUACUCAGAAACCCAUAAGGAUUGCUAGGGUCAAAGUGAAGCUCCUACGAAAGGCACGCACUGUGUAUUCUUACAUUUCUUUCAUGUAGAAGCCCAUGUUGUAGUUUGGGACUCUCAAGGGCUGAACAAGAGUUUCGGCAGCAGGCACAUGUUCUAGUAGUUCUAAUUCAGCAGGGAAAUAUUUGUAUUUUGAACAAUAACUGCUGAGAUGAUGAGGUCGUGGAAUUGAAUUUAGUACUGUAGGUAGGUCAGAUGUUUUCCCAGAGUGAUUGUGGAUUGCCUUAGGGGUGUAAAAUUUUGAUAUGACUAUUUUUUCAUUAAUAUUAUGGUUCAUACAUCACAAAAAGUUUGAUCCAAUUGGAACUAAUUUUAACAUGUCCCUUACUACUUACAAUUUUUAAUUUAUAUGUUACUCAUACAUCAGUAUAAACAAAGCCAUAUGUCAUUCAUAUAGACCUUCUAAGGCUUCAUAUUAUUAUUGUAAAAGAGAGAUUAGAAAGUAGCCCUGGAAUAAUAGCUUAUUUAUUCAAAUCUCAAUGUUUACAUUUUAACAGUUUUAUAGCUAUUUUAAAGUUGAGAUCACUUUAAGAGAAAGCCAACUGACCUAUUCUUUAUAUAUCUGAGUUAACACUAGCAUAAAACAAAAUCUAAAUCCAGAUGAUAUUUUAAUUCCCAUUAUCAGAUAAAGUAUAUUAAAAAGGUUUUUCAUAAAAUACAAAUUUGGUCAAAUUAGUUCUUCUGGAGUACAGGGUAUUACUCUGAAAUGCAACUGCUUUUUAAGUAGGCAAAUAAUUAUUUAAAUGUUUAAAUGAGUAUUAUCCAUGUUUUAGUUGACAUUUUGUAAGGACUGUAUAUUUUAUUGCCCUUGGAGCAUUCAUUACAUCCUCUUGAAUAUUCUUAGUUACAGCAAAGCACGUCCUUUGUAAGACUUGAUAUCUUGAAGCAACCAAUGUUCAUCAAUUGCAGACUAAGAGAUGGAGAGUUAAAAGGUGUGAAAUGGGCAGGAUAAAUGUUUUGGUAAAGAGCAGAUUGGAGGCCUGUUUUCCUGCCCCGUUUAUAUACUGGUACAAAGGCUACUCCUAGAAAAGGUAUUUCUUAAAUAUUUUCGCUAGUAAAAACAUACAUGAGACAAGGCUUUUGAGGAGACUACUCAGGAAAACACUCAGUUCAGAAUGUUGGCUUACGGAAAGCUCAAGUUAUUUUAGAGUUAUAAUUCAACCGUUGGUUAUAAUAUAUUAUGAAAAUAUCAAACUUCUCUUAUUUUGGUGCCUGAAUUCUCCCUACUUUUCUUAUUUCUUAAGAUCUGGGCACAAAGAAAUCAGUGCAUUGUCGUGAUUGUGCAACCAGGGUCGCUAACCUAUAGAGAGAUGUAGCCACUGCAAGAACUUGGUUCUGUAAUAGGUUCGUUUUUCAACGUUAGUGGUUUAAAGACAAUCAGGGAGUAGUAAAUAUGUACCAAAAAUAUGAUGCUAAGAAUUCUGCCUUUGUAAAACUUAAAAUACAUGCAAAUGGCCUUUUACAUUGUAGUAAAGAAUAACAGCUAAAAUAGAUCAGCCACAAGUGCAGCAAACAUUUUUACCUUCUCUUUGAAGAGAAUCCUCACCCCACUGUGAUUUCAGAAAUAAAGGCAUCCCUAAAACAAUAGAAUUAAUGGGCAGUCACUGGCUUGGGUCAGUAGGUUCUUAUUUAAAUAUCUUCUAGGUUUCUAGUGUAUGUUGUAGAGUUUCAUGAUCAUUGUCAUUGUUGCUUUUUUUUUUUUUUUUUAAACUUAUGGCCAUUUGUCUUAGUCUACUGUAAAUACAUUUUUAUUUUCUGGCUUAGUUGAGAUAAAAUAUUUUUAAAAAUUUUUAGAAAGUUUUUAUAAACUUUAACUUAAUUCUCAUAUCUGGAAGUAAAAACUCUUUUAUCUUGGUAGGAAAUAAACUAUGCAUUUCAGUUUCUAAAAUGUAUACUCCUCAUGAAAGGGAGGCUUAAAAUGUGAUAAUUUAAGUAUAAUCUUGAAUUGUAAAAGUUAAUUUUUUAGAAUCUGAAGUUUGUAGAGGGGCCUUGAUAAUAAGUAGAGAGCUUUGGAGGGAAUUUGUGGGUGGGGUGAAUGAAACUAGUGUUCUAAUUUGUCAGUAUUUACCAGAAAAUCCCCCCCCCCUUGUGUUAAACAGUAGUAGUAUUGGUGUCAUAUUGAAAAACAAAAUUUUACUGUUAGGUCAAGUAAGAUGGACACUACAUUGUAGUGUCUUCCCCAGUUUCAAUUAGGGUAUUCAUGGAAGUUCUUACAGUACUGUGUGCCUGAAAUGAAAAUUAGCCUAAAUUUUAAGUAAAUAUAUUUGAAAAUUCACUUAGAUAAUGAAGCCUCUUUUUAAUUAUGCUUUUGUGAAUUAGAUACUUAUCCUCUUAGGUAGUCUCUCAUGCAGUAUUGACAUUUCUUCGUCUUUUGGGUUUUGACGUUGAGCUUAUUGUGCCUCGUCACAUUACGGCGGGGAUAAAGUAACAGUUGUCUCAAUGAAAGAGUCAAGUUACCUGUGCAGAUAAAAUUAACUGAAUCAAAGACACAAUAGCUGUCUUUGUUUGAUGUGAGAAAAAUAAGAUGCCUUUAGUUAAACUUAAUAAAUCUUAAAAAGUUAUAAGUAUUGACUAGGUAAGGUUGCCUGAAUUUGUUUUAAAGUACAUGUGGCCCCAGUUAGUAUUUGAAAUAGGAUUCAGUAUUUAUUGUUGACAGUAUUAUAUUUUAGUGAAAUUUAUUUUGAUUGUGACAGUUUAUUAAACUAAAUUAGACUUCUUUGAAUAGCCUACUAGAGACAACCUGAAGGGCUGGACAAUUUUGUUAAAAUGAAUAUUGUACAUUUCUGACUUACUAAUCAGCUUAUAAAUUAAUUCGGUCAUAAUGUAAGACUUGUUAGUAGGGAUCUCUUAGAGGAUUUUUUAAAGGAACUACUUUAUUGAGAAAAUGUUCUUUAAAUGCCAAUAAUCGGUCAUUAAGUAAUGCAGUAGUUGAAAACCUGUCCUACAUCAUUACAUACCAUGGUUCAGCCCAGGCACACCUUCCUUUGGGUUACUGGCAUUCUCUUACGUAGAUUUCGAUCGCUGUAGAUAUGUAAUUAUGGUAAUAAGUAAUUCUCAUAACCGUGCUCACUCAAACUGUAUCAUUUGAAACUGCUGGUAGCUGUAACUUUCUGAACCAAAGUUAAUUUGUUUUAUUUGCAUUUUUGAUAGUUCUUUUCAAUGUUCACAAAACAAGAAACUAUUUCAUAUUUGUUAUAAAAAGUAAAAUAUCCAACUUUGCCCCCAAAUCUCAUGGUGGUUAUAUUGCCCUGUGAUUAUAUCAUAUACUUAAUCAUGAAGGGAAAAUGUUUUUUUUAUUUAAUGGAAAUAUUGAAUAUAAUAAGAAUGUAGUUUCAAAUCAAUAUGUCAUUAACACUAUUUGCAGCUCCAAACAGAACCUUCUGUGCCUUUUGCCUGCAGUAAGCAUUCAUUUCUGUUUUACAUGAGCUAUGAGAAUGUUGAUGAUUAUUGCACCUUGUUCUUCUAUAAAUAGAUUUGAUUAAGGACUUUUUAAAAGCAAGCAACAGUUUUUCAUUACUAGGUGGAUACCUUACCUUAGUAAACAUGAAUACCAGAUACGUGUUUGUGGAGCCCAACCUUUUCUGGAGAGUAAGCAGGAAACCCCUUUAGAAUGUAUUCAUUCGUGUGUAUAUAUGUGUAUAUAUGUGUGUAAAUAGUUAUUUAAAUAUGUAAACAUAAGAUUCAGCAUCACAUUGGUGUGAUGACAGGAAGCUGUAAGGUGCUAGGUGGUUAUGUGAAAAGCACAGCAGAGUGUAUGAUCAGUCACUGUGACUGGUGGUUUUUGGUUCAGUUUUUGAACCACCCAGAA